Molecule: messenger RNA, 2071 nt
Organism: Colletes gigas
Lineage: Eukaryota; Metazoa; Arthropoda; Insecta; Hymenoptera; Colletidae
Exons: 5
Coding region: 911-1972 (353 amino acids)
Source: RefSeq, a predicted model, not a curated record
UGAUUCUUCUGUAAUAUCUUGUCAACAAUCGACAUUAUUCAGCAUUACUUUUUACAAUACAGUUACAACAAAUUCGUUAUCUUACUAGAUAGAAAUCAAUUUCAUCGUCCGAAGUAUCUCUUGUACUUUGUAUCAAUUGUGAUAACGCCUGUUUUACUUAUUGUUUUAAUAAUUUUUUGUAACGAAUCACAUAAACUCUUGGAUCUAUUUGAAAAUUUGUAACUCGUUUAACACUUGGAUCCUCUUUAAUGAAACUAACAGUGGAUAAUUUUCUUCGUUAUCAUUAUUGUGUUUAUUAGAAUUGUUUAAGGCUUCUUCCUCAUCAGACAUAGUAUCAGUUAUAAUUCAUGUAAACUUUAAAUAAAUUGUGUUGGUGGAAACUGAAUGUGAAAUCGUGUAAAAGAGAGGUCAGGUGUGCGUAAUUUACCCAAGGCGGAAUUAAGGCGUUUGCCCUUUGGAGGAUAGUGCUCGAGGCUGUAAUUACCAUUAGUCUAAUUAUAAACUUACAUCAUUUACACGUAUAUGUAUAAAUGGUAUUGCGAAUUGGAAAUAAAGCUUAAGGUAUGAUUCUGCAAUUGCAGAGUUACCAUUUAACCAGAAAGUUCCUACAAAUGCGGCGUCUGCUAGAGCACUGAUAGUGCUUUGUUAUCAGAAAAAGAACAGUUUAAUCUAAUCAGCUGUAAGGUUUUAGAGUGAUUCGUCUAUAAGAUGGGCUUGCCAAACGAACUAUGACUAAUAUAUUUUUUCAAUGUUUACCUGACACCAACGCACUCUAGUUAUAACAUUAAUAAAGUUAUAACGAUUAGUCAUGUCACGGACAAUGUAUAACCUAGGUGUAACAUUUCUAACGUAACGUCCGAACGUAGUUGUCACCUAAAAAUUGAAAAAACAUCUGAUUAAAUGAUGAGAGAUGCGUACCAAGGGCCUGCUACUGUUCCUUAUCUGCAUAGCAGGGAGCAGCAUCAUUUUUAUUGCUUUCAGCAAUCAAAGACCCUCCAUUCAGACUCUGGUUACAGAGACCAACAAGCAAUUACGAAACUUCCAAGAAAACUUAAAAGAUGUUGAAGAAAAACGCUUAGUAACAGACUCAAAGUAUCUUGCAAUGCUUGGCCUUGAUGGCCAAACAAGCACAAUUCCUUUUAGUCUUAAAUCUCAAAAUUUGACUGUUGUCUCUCUCAUAAGGCCUGGGAAUGAACAGCACAUUUAUGGCUUUGUCAGAAAUGUCAGUCACUUUUUGCCAAAUAAUAGUAUUGUUAUUUAUAGUGUUGGAUUAAAUGAUGACUCUUUGCAAAAUAUUAGAGCAACUUGCAACUUUACAAAGUGUAAUGUGAUUCAUUUUGACACAAGCCUGUUUCCAGCACACGUCGAAGACGAUAGACUGCAUGUUUAUAGACCUUUAGUUAUUCAGACAGCUUUAAACACAUUAGGGAAUAUAUUGUACAUGGAUUCGAACGUACGUUUGAAUUCUUCGGAUGUUUCAAAAUACCUAUUACCAAAAUCUGGAAUUUUAACUUGGCCUACGAGGCAUGCCAUUAGUUCUCUAACGCACCCAAAGAUGUACGAAUAUUUUCACGUUUCCGCGGAAAGUUUCUUUUUUCUCCCAUUGAUACGGGCGUCGCACUUGGUAAUUAGGAACAUUAAAGAAAUUAGAGAGAAAGUAAUGUUGCCUUGGGUUCAGUGCGCUUUAACGAGAGACUGCAUUUGUCCAAUUGGAGCUCAAUCGGCGGGUUGCCGAUUUAAUAAGAAACCGCAAUACCGGUAUUCCGGAUGUCACGCGUACGACACGUCUGCACUAAAUAUCAUACUCGGGCUGCACUUUAAUUUUGAUGACACAUAUUACGUGCAUCAAGAGCGGGAAACAUACUUCAAUAAGAUACAACCGGAGGAGAUCACGGAAGAGUAUCUUACGAUUACUAGACAGAACAAUGCAACCGAGUCGAAUUUAAGAAACUUCAUAUCAACUGAACGCUAAUUCCUCUUAAGAUCUCAAUUCAUUUUGAAUCAAGAGUUAAGUGAUACGUCGAUCAAGCACAAGUUACUAUAAGGGUACAUAAUAAAUUGAAAAAUAAAU